Messenger RNA from Staurois parvus, 1176 nucleotides. Lineage: Eukaryota; Metazoa; Chordata; Amphibia; Anura; Ranidae. The record is from the annotation of a GenBank genome assembly.
AUGUACCGGCCAAUGAGAGACUAUCCCUGUCCAGAGUGUGACAAGUGUUUCACCACCCCGCUAGAACUGGCCCGGCACCAGCGUGGCCACCUGCCCCGGAAGCAGUUUUUAUGCGCCAUGUGCAGUAAAACCUUCAGCAGUAAGUCAGACCUGAGCCGACACCAGAGAAUUCACAGCGGGGAAAAGCCUUUCAUGUGCUACGAGUGCGGAAAAUGUUUCAGCAAAAAAUCUGACGUCCUCCGUCACGAGAAAAUCCACAGCGGGGAGAAGCCAUUCUCCUGCCCACAGUGUGGGAAAUGUUUCAGCCGCGACUCGCACCUCAGUCGCCAUCAGAGAAUUCACACGGCAGAGAAAGCCUUCACCUGCUCUGAGUGUGGCAAAGUCUUCACACGGGAAAUGCAGCUUCAGCGUCACGUCCGAGUCCAUACCGGGGAGAAGCCCUUCUCCUGCUCCGAAUGUGGCAAAUGUUUCCGCAAGAAGUCGGACGUGUCGCGGCACGAGAAGAUUCACACCGGAGAGAAGCCCUUCAUAUGUUCUGAGUGCGGAAAACGAUUCAGCCGCCAUUCGCACUUGGUCAUCCAUCGCCGUGUGCACACCGGGGAGAAAACCUUCUCGUGUUCGGAGCUCAUUUCCCACCGGCGGAUUCAUACCGGGGAAAAACCAUUUGCUUGCACGGAAUGCGGAAAAUGCUUUGUCACCAAAUCUGACCUGGUGCGCCACCAGCGCAUUCACACCGGGGAGAAACCCUUUGCCUGUUCAGAGUGCGGAAAAUGCUUUAGCCGUCACACCUAUCUCGGCAUCCACCAGCGAGUUCACACAGGAGAGCGACCGUUCGUCUGCUCCGAGUGCGGCAAGUGCUUCAGCCAGAGGACGGCACUGGCAGCACACAGCAGAACGCACACUGGAGGCCGGCCGUUCGCCUGCUCGGAGUGUGGAAAAUGUUUCAGCAAGAAGUCUGAUCUCCUCCGCCACCAACGCAUUCACACUGGUGAGAAGCCCUUCACUUGUCCCGAGUGCAGCAAAUCCUUCAGCCGACACACUUACCUGAUGAUCCACAAGAGAAUCCACACCGGAGAAAAACCCUUCCUUUGUGCCGAGUGUGGCAAACACUUUACCUAUCGAUCCCACCUCACCCGACAUCAGAGGAUCCACUCCGAAGGCUCCCUCUCCGAAUGA